AUGGAGAGUAUCAGAAAGGAAUUUGCACUAGAUCAACCAACGUUCAAGGCCAUUGUCGAUGGUUUCAAAUCAGAAUAUGCAAUGGGCUUAAAUACAGCAUCUGCUUCAGGUCUAGCCACCAUGAUCCCAUCCUACGUCACAGCCUUACCCACCGGUGAUGAAAAGGGCACUUACCUUGCAUUGGAUUUGGGCGGAAGUACGCUUCGUGUAUGUGCCGUUGAGCUACGACAGGCUAAGAGAAGUAACGUCAAAGUGACAGAAUUAAAACGACACAUUGCACCCAACGAUCCUCUACGUACCAGUGGAGCAGUAGCCUUCUUUGACUGGAUUGUAGAUGCUAUUGACGAGUUACUGACAAUGAUAUCAGCAGCAGCUUCAUCCACUUCAGAGCCCUUAUCGUUAGGUGUUUGCUGGAGUUUUCCAAUAGAUCAAACGUCCAUAUCCACGGGUAAGAUACUGCGGAUGGGAAAGGGCUUCACUAUUGAUGGGAUUGAAGGACUUGAUCUGUUUACUUUAUUUCAGGAAGCAUUCGAACGCAAGGGUCUUCGAGUGCAAGUCAGAGCAUUGUUGAAUGAUACAGUGGGUACGCUGGUAGCACACGCUUACACAAACCCAAGCACUCGAAUUGGAUUUAUUUACGGUACUGGUGUCAAUGCAGCCUAUCCUGAAAAGGUAUCCCGCAUCGUCAAAUUACAGCAGCAACAGAAGGCUCAUACACAGCCAUCACAACAGAUGAUGCUUGUGAACACUGAAAUCGAUAUCUUUGGAAGCGAAGAUUACUUGCCCUUGAAUCGGUAUGAUAAGAUGUUGGAUGCUCAGCAUUCUCAGCCCAAGUUUCAGCUGUAUGAAAAGAUGAUGUCUGGUGGUUGUAUGGGUGAACUCGUCAGGUUGGCUGCGUUAGAUUUAAUCGACAAAAAUCUAUUGUUCAAUGGCUAUCGUCCUCAAGAGUUUGCUAUUCCGAUGGAAUUCGAUACUUCAGUACUCAGUCUGAUCGAAAGUUUCAUGAACGAGACUUUGGAGGUUCGAUUGCAGCAUUUCAAUCCAUUGUUUCAUUUUACCGAGGCCUACGUACCCUCUGAAAAUGACCUCCGCUUGCUGACAGACCUGUGUCAAAUCGUAUCUAACCGUGCAGCUAGAUUAGCUGCCGCUGCUGUCGCCUCCCUUAUCGAGCAGCAACAAGAAGACCUGUUGGGUCCCCGAACUGACCAGAAACCUAUUGUUAUCGGUGUCAAUGGCUCUACCUACGAAAAGUAUCCAACAAUGCAUGAUCGAAUCCACCAGGCUUUGACGGAAUGGUUUGGUGAGGAAAUAGGGCAAAGAAUCCAACUUGAAGUAGCCACGGAUGGUGGAAGUAUUGGUGGUGCUUUAAUAGCUAUGCUGGCCGAGAAGGAGGAGAAGAUGAUGAAUGAUCUAGGAGCGUUGUCGUCAUAGCUUCAACUAAUAAAGAAGAGGGUUCAAGCAACAAAGGUGCAUCAAAAUCAAAAGGAGAGAAAGAGCGAUCUAUAAGUCAAUCCUUGUUCACAUGUUUCUUCGGAUGGCUCACCCUGUUCAAAAGAACAAAAGCCUCAUCUACAGAGCCGAUGACUGCUGCCCCGCAGGAAGGUGCCUUCACUUCUGAUUCAAAAAGUGAAGAAGCAAGAUGCUGAAGAAAAAAAAAAAAAAUACAACAGUUGGGAAAGAAGUAA
Molecule: messenger RNA, 1685 nt
Organism: Mycotypha africana
Lineage: Eukaryota; Fungi; Mucoromycota; Mucoromycetes; Mucorales; Mycotyphaceae
Exons: 6
Coding region: 1-1431 (476 amino acids)
Biological process (GO): glucose 6-phosphate metabolic process; intracellular glucose homeostasis; glycolytic process
Cellular component (GO): mitochondrion; cytosol
Molecular function (GO): mannokinase activity; D-glucose binding; fructokinase activity
Source: RefSeq, a predicted model, not a curated record